AUGAGAAUAUUAAGAUCAUACUUAUGUGAAUACACUCGUAUGAGUGCACUUACUGAACAUUCUCUUCUGUGUGACAUAAUUUUUUUACGUUCUCAUAUGAGUGCACUUACUGAACAUACUCAUGAGAAUAUUAAGAACAUACUUAUGUGA
Messenger RNA from Chironomus riparius, 150 nucleotides. The record is from the annotation of a GenBank genome assembly. Lineage: Eukaryota; Metazoa; Arthropoda; Insecta; Diptera; Chironomidae.